Molecule: messenger RNA, 3655 nt
Organism: Achroia grisella
Lineage: Eukaryota; Metazoa; Arthropoda; Insecta; Lepidoptera; Pyralidae
Gene: Top1
Product: DNA topoisomerase I, mitochondrial
Exons: 10
Coding region: 76-2886 (936 amino acids)
Biological process (GO): chromosome segregation; DNA topological change; DNA replication
Cellular component (GO): chromosome; nucleolus
Molecular function (GO): DNA binding; DNA topoisomerase type I (single strand cut, ATP-independent) activity
Source: RefSeq, a predicted model, not a curated record
AUUCACAUUUUUUACGCUCACUCGUUGUACCUCAUGUAAUCUCCCCUCAACAAACGUUGGCAAUACGUCGACAAAAUGAGUGUCGAAAAUCCUACCAGUGAUAAUGAUUGUGAAUCGGGAAAGGUAAAUGGCACUAAAAAUGAACACGUGAACGGUGUUCACAACGGAUACAGCAGCUCCGAUAAACAUAAAACCAGCCACAAAUCAUCAAGCAAAGACAAGCACCGUGAUAAGGAUCGUGAUCAUAAAAGUUCCAAGCACAGCUCGAGCAGAGAUAAAGACAGACAUUCGAGUAGUAAAAGUCACAGUAGUAGCUCCCACAAAUCAUCCAGCAAAGAUAAGGAGCGCAGCGAAAAAGAUCGUGGCGAUAGAAAUAAGGAAGAAUCCAGCAGUGCUAAGGAUAAAGAACGCGGUGACAAGGACAAGCAUCGCAGCGAUAAGGAUAGGCACAGAGACAAAGAGAGAAGUGACCGUGAUAAGGACAAACACAGGAGUAGCAAUGGGGAAAAGAAAUCUUCAAAGGAUAAGGAGAAAGACAAAGACCACAGAAGCUCCUCAUCAAAGGAUCAUAAAUCUAAAGACAGAGACAAAGAACGUGAUCGUGACAAGGAUCGGCAUAGAAGUGAUAAGGACAAACAUAGAAGUGAUAAAGACAAAAAUUCCAGUUCAAAGGAUAAACACAGCUCAAGUAAAAAUAAAGAAAGAGUUAAUGAAAAGUUAAAAUCUGAGUCUGACUCACAAGAUACUCCUGUCAAACAUGAACCUAUGCAGGUGGAUGAACCAGAAAUUAAAAUGGAAAUUAAAGCAGAUAGUGAUGAUGGAUACACAGGAAUCAAUAACACCACAGCAUCAUCUUGUGACUAUUCUUUGUCACAGUUCAAGGAUGAACCUCUCUCAGAACUGCCCCCCGAAGAGGAAAGUGAAGAUGACACAUCACUGGUGGGUCAUACUACGACAAAACGACGCAUGCCCAGUGAAAGUGAAGAAGAUAUACCAUUACUUCAACGGAAGAAAUCCAAGAAGAAAGUAAAAAAAGAACCUAUAUAUGAUGAUGAUGAUGAAGAGGAGGAAGAAGUGAAGCCCAAGAAAAAGAAAAAAAAGACAGAAAAGGUGAAAUCAGCCCCCACUAAAGUUAAGGCAGAACCCGCAGGAGUCAGUCCUACUAAGCGGAAGAAAAAAGAUGAAGAAGAACAAGAAGUCUGGAAAUGGUGGGAAGAAGAAAAAAAAAGUGAUGGUACUAAGUGGAAUUUCCUGGAACACAAAGGCCCCUUAUUUGCACCACCUUAUGAACCCUUACCAGAAAAUGUUGAAUUCCGAUAUGACGGCAAAGUUGUUAGAUUAUCAGAGGACGCGGAAGAAGUCGCUGGUUUCUACGCGCGGAUGCUCGACCAUGAUUAUACUACAAAAAAGGUAUUUAACGAUAAUUUUUUUAAAGACUGGCGUGCAGUUAUGACUACUGAAGAGAAAAAACUCAUCAAAGAGCUCUCUAAAUGCGACUUCAAACAAAUGCAAAAAUAUUUCGUGAGUGUUUCAGAAAAAAAUAAAAAUCGCUCAAAGGAAGAAAAAGCGGCAUUAAAAGCGAAAAAUGAAGAGAUACAAAAAGAAUAUGGGUUCUGUGUAAUUGAUGGGCACAAAGAAAAAAUUGGUAAUUUCAGAAUAGAACCUCCUGGUCUUUUCAGAGGUCGUGGAGAACAUCCUAAAAUGGGUAUGUUGAAAAGGCGUGUUAUGCCAGAAGAUGUUCUGAUCAACUGUUCAAAAGAUAGCAAAGUACCGAAACCUCCAUCUGGACAUAAAUGGAAGGAAGUUAGACAUGAUAAUACAGUCACAUGGUUAGCUUCUUGGACUGAAAAUGUACAAGGUCAAGCUAAGUAUGUCAUGUUAAAUCCUAGCUCAAAAUUGAAAGGUGAAAAAGAUUGGAUGAAAUAUGAAACUGCACGAAAACUACACAAAUGUAUUGAUGAUAUAAGGGCAAAGUAUCACUCAGAUUUGAAAGCUAAAGAAAUGCGUGUACGACAACGUGCUGUGGCUUUGUAUUUUAUUGAUCGGCUUGCAUUAAGAGCUGGCAAUGAAAAAGAUGAGGAUCAGGCUGAUACAGUAGGGUGUUGUUCAUUGCGUGUUGAACAUAUUAAAUUAUACAAGGAAAAGGAUGGCAAAGAAUAUGUUGUAGUGUUUGAUUUUCUUGGUAAAGACUCUAUUAGAUACUAUAAUGAGGUACCAGUGUUGAAACGCGUAUUUAAGAAUCUCGAACUGUUUAUAGAAAACAAAAAGGAUAGUGAUGAUCUCUUUGAUAGACUUAACACACAAACAUUAAAUGAACAUUUAAAGGAAUUAAUGCCGGCACUUACUGCUAAGGUUUUCCGUACAUACAAUGCCUCAAUUACAUUACAACGACAAUUAGAUGAACUUACAGAUGCAAAUACUUCUAUACCUGAAAAAAUUUUAGCAUACAAUAGAGCUAACCGAGCUGUUGCUGUGCUCUGUAACCAUCAGCGUGCUGUUCCUAAAGGUCAUUCAAAAUCAAUGGAAGCCCUCAAAGAAAAAAUUCAAACCAAACGUGAUCAGAUUGAUGAGGCCGAACAUGAUCUAAAAGAUUCACAAAAGGCCGCAAAACGCGGUUCUGUUAAAGAAAAACUUGUUUGUGAUAAAAAGAAGAAGGCGUUGGAGCGCCUAAAAGAACAAUUGAAAAAACUUGAACUGCAAGAAACUGAUCGUGAUGAGAAUAAAACAAUAGCUCUGGGAACUUCUAAGUUGAAUUAUCUUGAUCCACGUAUUUCAGUGGCUUGGUGUAAAAAACAUGGCGUACCGCUCGAGAAGAUCUACAACAAAACACAGCGUGAUAAAUUCCGGUGGGCCAUUGACAUGGCCGGCCCCGAGUAUGUCUUCUAAGGGAGAAGUUAGCAUUAGCUAUUAUAUUAUAGAAAUGUUUGUGUUGAGUAUGCAGACAUACCACUUAACAAAUUGAUAUACUUUGUUCAUUCGUGGUAUGAUUUUAUGAAUUUUUGACUAAAUGAAAAUUCAAAGACAAAUGUGCAGUAAAUGAUUUUGUGGCGUUAUUUACAAAAAAGUUGUUUUGAACUAGAAUGAUUUCUUUUGGUCACAUUAUUUUUAGAUAUGCUUAACAUGUUUCGGCUUGGCGGAGACAUUAAACAUGAUCUUAUCACGCAUUAAUGUCGCUAACCGAACUAGGUAACCAGUUGGGCAAACCUGAAAAUUACUAGUAAAGACAACAUUAUUUAAAUUAUUAAUUCAAUGACUCACAAAUUUUAAAAACAUUUUGGACCCUAAAUUAAAUAAUUGUUCCUCUCUUUUUGGACUACAAAUUAGAAGUCUGAACCUAAUUUAUUUAUGUUUAGAAAACUUAGUUUCAAUUUUUUCUUAUAGUUAGGUUAAGAUUUAGUAGUAGAAACUAGUUUAAGAAUUUUCUUGUAUAGAUUUACAAUCUCCUAUAUUUCCCGCUCACAUUUAUUAUCUUUUACCAAUUUAAUUUUAUAGUUAUAAGAGAGUAUCAAUUACAUUAAUAUUUACAUUACAAAUUCUAUUACAUAAAUGUUGUUGAAAAAUGUAAUACCUAUGUAUUUGUGUUAUUUACAGUACAAUGUUCAGCAAUAAUUCCAAAAUAUAAUCAGCUGAUAAAGUGAAUAUUAUAUUAAAUAAA